This is a messenger RNA of Alosa alosa (allis shad), 3024 nucleotides long. It is a transcript of the gene rbfox1, whose product is annotated as RNA binding fox-1 homolog 1. Gene Ontology annotation, molecular function: mRNA binding. Gene Ontology annotation, cellular component: cytoplasm; nucleus. Gene Ontology annotation, biological process: nervous system development; regulation of alternative mRNA splicing, via spliceosome. The record is from RefSeq and is a predicted model, not a curated record. NCBI's taxonomy places the organism in Eukaryota, Metazoa, Chordata, Actinopteri, Clupeiformes, Clupeidae.
GGUAAUCAGGACGCCCCAGCCCCGCCAGAGACCAUGGCGCAGCCUUACCCCUCGGCCCAGUUUGCGCCGCCCCAGAACGGCAUCCCGGCCGAGUACACGGCAGCGCACCCCCACCCCGCCCCGGACUACCCCGGCCAGACCCCCGUGGGCGAGCACACGCUCAACCUGUACCCCCCUGCACAGACGCACAGCGAACAGAGCAGCGGCCCGGACGCCAGUGUACAGACAGUCUCUGGCACAGCCACACAGACAGACGACGCAGCACAGACAGAAAGCCAGCAACAGACGCAGUCAUCGGAAAACACGGAAAACAAGACGCAGCCCAAGCGGCUCCAUGUCUCCAACAUCCCCUUCAGGUUCAGAGAUCCUGACCUCAGGCAAAUGUUUGGCCAAUUUGGUAAAAUCUUAGAUGUUGAGAUCAUUUUUAAUGAGCGGGGAUCGAAGGGGUUUGGUUUCGUAACUUUCGAAAGUAGUGCAGAUGCGGACAGGGCGAGGGAGAAAUUACAUGGCACCGUGGUAGAAGGCCGUAAAAUAGAGGUUAACAAUGCAACAGCUCGAGUAAUGACAAAUAAGAAGACAGUGAACCCAUAUGCAAAUGGCUGGAAGCUGAAUCCAGUUGUGGGUGCGGUCUACAGUCCAGAAUUCUAUGCAGUGCCAGGCUUUCCUUACCCAGCAGCCACGGCGGCGGCGGCGUACAGAGGAGCACACUUAAGGGGAAGAGGGCGUACUGUCUACAACACGUUCAGGGCGGCUGCACCUCCCCCCCACAUCCCUGCCUAUGGAGGUGUCGUAUACCAGGACGGCUUUUACGGUGCAGAUAUUUAUGGUGGUUAUGCUGCCUACAGAUAUGCCCAGCCUGCUACUGCCACUGCGGCUGCCUACAGUGACAGUUACGGACGAGUUUAUGCUGCCGACCCCUACAACCACACACUUGCUCCAGCAGCAACAUACAGCGUUGGUGCCAUGAAUGCAUUUGCACCCCUGACUGAUGCCAAGACCAGGAGCCAUGCGGAUGAUGUCGGCCUUGUUCUUUCUUCAUUACAGGCUAGUAUAUAUCGAGGUGGAUAUAGCCGUUUCGCGCCAUAUUAAAAACAAAAACAAAAGAGGAAAAAAAAGAAAAAAUAAUCUAUUCAAAAACAAAAACACUAUGAAAAUCUUCCUUUGGGGGGAAAAGAGAGAAUAUUUCAGAGGCCUGGGUAUUGCAGUACACGCUGUAGUGCAUCGUUUUAGCAUCUCUUAAGAGAGAAGGAAAAAAACGGAUAUUUUUCAUCUAUACCUCAGAUAUUUUGUGCUGUGUAUUUUAAUAUUGUGGGUUUUUAAUUUCUAAAGAUUACAUAGAUUGUUGGCUGUAGAGGUUUCUGUGGUGAUCUAGAAAGCUGCUAGAUUUUAAAAAAGAAGUUAAAAAAUGAAUUAAACAAAAGUGAGAAUACAAAUUGUUAGGGCUUUAUCAUGUAAAUGAAUUAUGUAUGAUAAAUAUUAAGUCACUUGGGGUUAUCAUAUUUUGUAAGAGUGUAAGUGACUACAGUAGUCAAGUGUUUUGUUUUGUUUUGUUUUGUUUGUUUUCUCUCUUGCUUUUCUUGACAUCGCUUUUGUUUCCUCUCUUCUGGUUUCUUUACUGUCGGGUCGGGGUGGGUAGGGGGACCAUGAUGGAUAUAUAGAAGUCUCUAGAAGGAGGUAGAGAACCAUAGUUGUCCUGAGAGUCUGGGUGUAGUUUCAUCAAUGAUAGGAAAACGGGCAGCCAAGGAGAAGGGGCCAGCUGUUGUAUCAAUAAUAUAAGCUGUGUUAUAUCAUUCAUUAGUCUAAGCCAAAGGUUAUGUUCCUGGGGUGUUAAAUGUGUAUAGUCAGAUUUUACAUAGAGACAAGUAGAAGUAAAAAAGAAAAAAAAACUCCCUGAAAAAAAAUCACCAUGGCAGUAUUUUACUGGUUAACUAUACUCUAGUCCGUAGGUCAAACCCCUACUAGUUUUAGGCCAACCACGAAAUCUUCUUUUUAUAUUACUUCCAGUAUAUUGAUUGAUAUAAUUGCUGACUUUUAUAUUAUGGGAGAUAUUAAAAAAGAAUAAUAAGAAAUACGGUGACAAUAGCACCGUUUCUAUUUUUUCUUUUCUUUUUUUUCAAAAGUAUUGAAACUAUGAUUAUUUGUACCAGAUGAAAGUGAAAAAACAACAGUGUAUUAAACAUGAGCUGUGCAGUGCAAAUGUUCUCUUAUACGAAUACACAACUGUAAAAUGUUUUAGAUUUAGUGUAGUAGACCAACUGUUAGAGAAAGGUGUCUCAUUUUUUAUGGAAUCAUACUCAGAUUUAUAUCAACACUUUACAAGUAAUGCAAUCAUUAUGUAGAUAUGAUCAUAGUAUUUUUGUCAACUCUACUAUUUUGCACAUACAACCUGCAAUUUUUCAUCGCUUCUCAGCUUGUGGAACAUUAUGUUGACUGUUUUCUUUUGUUUGGCUUCCUUUAAAUGUUUAGUUUUGAUAUCAUUUUUAAUGUGACAUCCUUUGUAAUAUUAUUUUCUAGGACACAGCCUUUACACUUUGAAAACUGUUUGAUUAUCAAGACAAAUGAGAAAUAUAUGACUUGUGAAAAAAAGAUAUCUAUAUGUAAAUAUGAAAUAAUGAUAAAUCUGUCAUUUACAAGUGCUACACAAACAAGCUGUCAAGGUGUCCUUGAAGAGUUGCAGCUUGGCUGUGCGUACGCAAAAGACUUCCCUUCAUGUUGUUUACAAGUAUACCUAAUUAGAGGUGUUUGUCACGUAUCUCAUUUUUUUGUAUUUAUAAAAAAAAAUUAAAACCAUAAAAUAACAAAGAUCAGGCAGCUUCAAUUUAUCCAGCUGCAAAUAACCUCCUGUGUACUGUGUGUGUUACAUCACACAACUUGGCAAAAAUAUCUUACCCACUGCUGUGACACUACUAUACAAUUUCUGCUUUGAAUAUGUGUUGUGAACAGGGCUUCUCCUUGUCAUUGUAUGUGCAUGCACUUUGUUCCGCUUAACAAUAACCAUCAAUAAAGUUUCAAGUUUCAAGAUAA